This is a messenger RNA of Phaeoacremonium minimum UCRPA7, 1161 nucleotides long. RefSeq names its product putative tpr domain-containing protein. Gene Ontology annotation, molecular function: misfolded protein binding. The record is from RefSeq and is a predicted model, not a curated record. The coding region runs from base 1 to 1161 and encodes 386 amino acids. Gene Ontology annotation, cellular component: i-AAA complex. The transcript has 3 exons. NCBI's taxonomy places the organism in Eukaryota, Fungi, Ascomycota, Sordariomycetes, Togniniales, Togniniaceae. Gene Ontology annotation, biological process: protein quality control for misfolded or incompletely synthesized proteins.
AUGUUCGGAGGCAGCUUUCGAAACCUUCUCAGCACCUUUCGCGGCCAAAGACUGAAGGCUGUCUUUCGCCAGAACCCUGAAGAACUGGUUCUAGCUCUUGUCAUUCUCGCCGCUUGCGUUGGCAUCAUCGUCUAUGCAGUCCGACUGUACUUCACAUACUUUUACUCGCAGCAGUUUACACGAUAUCCGGCACCUGUUGCAAAGUCUCUUCGCCGCGCUCUCUACUAUAGUAACUACAGUCCUGACCAUAAGUUGGCGCUCAAAUACUACAAGCUCGCCCUCGAGCAAUGUGACGAAUUACGGCUUGAUCCCUUUUCGGAUGAAGUCAUGGGAAUCAAGAUACAACUCGCAGCAUGGCUUGAAAGGAUAGAGAACUACGAAGGGGCUAUCACCGUUCUAGAAGCUCUGCUGAAGGACUGCAAAAAGUGGGUGGAUGUCAUGGAAACGAGUGUCAAGGAGGGCACUCUUGCAAAGACAAAUGCCUCUCUCCUACCACCGUCCGGCCUACGAGAUGACCCCGACAAAGAACCGGCAGCACCAGAGACCCUGUGGGGAAAGCGAACCAGAGUUCUGGCGAAGUCAGUGGGAAUCGGCGUGAAGUUAGGGGAGCUAUAUGCCGAUGAACAUGUCCUGGAGCAAAACAAGGCGCACAAGAAUCUUACCUGGGCUGUGGAAACAGCUUUGAAAGAGUAUCAAAGACGCACUGUGGACGGCCUUAAGGAAGGUGAAGGUCCUUGGAUGAGUGCAGAGGAUAUGGGAGGAGCCCUCGAGUUGAAUAACCUAGCAGCGUCGUUUGCACAACAUCCUCUUCAAGCGCCAUACGAGACUCUAGUUGGCAUUUUACCUGGAACGGAGACAGACGAUGCUUCAUCGCCACCUGCGCCUCAGAAGCAAACACGAGCUGAGCUCCUAGGCUCUGCGCGCCGAUGGGCAAAGAACGCCUACCAGCACGCCAAAGAACCCACCGGCGAUCAGCGAACGCCUGAAUGCGAUGAAGCUUGCGCAGUCGCUCUCAACAACCUUGGUGACAUCGCCGCCAUGACAGGCAAGGCUGAAGAAGCGCGGAAGAAAUACGAACAGAGCUCAAAACUGAGCCAGAAAAUCGGGUUUACGGACGGCGUGAAGCAAGCAGAGGCUGGCUUGCGACGACUCACGAUGUGA